CGUUUCGUCACUAAGUGGGAUAGGGGAGCGGUAUAUGAAAACAGUACGGAAGAAAGCAGAACGGGAAUUAUUUCCUUAAAGCGUGAAAGAGACAGACUGAUCACAAGCGAGCUUGGCACAAGCGUAUUGUGUUUUGUUUACAAACAAAACACAGUAGACUUCCAAGAUGGCUGAAGAGUGGUUUUAGCAAGUUGGCCCACCUUAGGACAUACUUCUACGCGCCUUGGUUUUGAUCACCUUCGCUCAUCAACACAAUUAUUACUACUUUACACCAUGAACGCCAAAACAAAAACGUUACAAAGUGGAAAACCAUCCAAAACCGUUCGUAAUGUACUAGUACAGCCAUUCAAAACUAAAUGGCCUCUAGUAACCGGAAAUGAGAGAGAAAAGGUAGAGAAUCUGUUGAAUAAAAUAUCGCAAGAGCAUCUCGCAAUCGGCUCAAAUGCUGCAUGUGGUAUACUACACAAUGGACAGGCAUGUGCACUUUUCCUGACCUCUGAUUUUUACCCUCAAAUUCUUGGAAAGCAAAUAAUCCGAAUGGCACGGCGUAACUCUUCUUCCGUCAAAAUACUGGCCAUCGAGAAUCUUAGUUGGAAUGGCAUCCAAGAGAAGCUGAUUGCAGUUCGAAAAAGUGCGAGCAAGGAUCCUACAAUAUGUAAUCUUUUGGAACUGACGGAACAUAUAUGUAUGCUGAGUGGAUUCGACGAUGAUUCCAGUGAUGUUUUAAAAACUUCAAAAGCAAAAUCGUCAACUAAGCUGAAGUUUGCACAAAAUGAAGGUGGAGAGACUAUAGAUAAAUUCUAUUUGGAGAGGGUGGAUUCGAAGCAGCGAGAGUUUGUCCCUAAUAUAUCAACAUUGCUAUCGAAGACGACUAAAAUUUCCACCAAUCCAGAAUGGGGUGAACACAUAUCAUUCAAGCCGAAACCGAUGGAAAUUGAGCUGGACCAUCAACUGAAGCAAAAGCCUGUUUUUCCUAAAAUCAAGAAGAGUAGUGUAACUUAUGCUCCUUUAAUUGUUAAUCGAGUUCGAGGAAAUCCGAACCGAAAGAAACAAAUAAAGAGUAGUUAUUAUUUUGAUUUUUUUUAA
Molecule: messenger RNA, 1086 nt
Organism: Toxorhynchites rutilus septentrionalis
Lineage: Eukaryota; Metazoa; Arthropoda; Insecta; Diptera; Culicidae
Exons: 3
Coding region: 274-1086 (270 amino acids)
Source: RefSeq, a predicted model, not a curated record